AUGUGGUCCCAAAUCAGAGAGAGGCUGUAUGUCUGCCAUGACUGUGGCAAGAGCUUCAGCAACAAGUUCACCCUCGCCUGGCACAGCUACAUCCACGCUGGCAAGAAGCUAAAAAUCUGUGGAAACUGUGCAAAGAGCUUCAUGCAAAGCUCUAAGCUCAGCACCCACCGCCCUGUCCACACUGGUGAGAAGCUGUACGUCUGCGAUGACCGUGGUGAGACCUUCACCCAGAAGUCCACCCUCACCCAGCACAUGUAGACCCACACUGGUUAGAAGCCCUUCACAUGCAAAAACUGCAGCAAGAGCUUUGCUGACAAGUCCAGGGACCAGCCUGUGCCAGGGGACACACAAAGACACUGA
This is a messenger RNA of Merops nubicus (carmine bee-eater), 360 nucleotides long. RefSeq names its product zinc finger protein 22-like. The transcript has a single exon. Gene Ontology annotation, molecular function: RNA polymerase II cis-regulatory region sequence-specific DNA binding; DNA-binding transcription factor activity, RNA polymerase II-specific. Lineage: Eukaryota; Metazoa; Chordata; Aves; Coraciiformes; Meropidae. Gene Ontology annotation, biological process: regulation of transcription by RNA polymerase II. The record is from RefSeq and is a predicted model, not a curated record.